GUGUAGUUGAGGAUUGAUAUUUGAGAGUUGAGGUUGAGAAUUAAGAUUUAUCAGGCGUCAUUUGCCACUUUGAAGUAUGCCAAAAUACACUUAAUAUAUAUUAUUAUCGCAUGGUCUUAUGGAUUUUAAUUUCAUAGCUUUACUUCAUUUGCCGUAAAAUCUGUAAUUGUAGAUCAAAUGUUCGUGAUUGUUAAGUGUAAAAGUUAUUAUCAAUUAUUUGCAUAUACGAAUUCAUUUAUUUCAAUGUAACUUUUUAAAUAAAAUAAAUCAUCAACAUUUAGGUGAAGAAAGCUAAUAUGACAUUAAUCUAUUAGGUAAUAUGAAAGUGUUGUUAUGAAGCUGCUAAUUUUUUUUGGUUUACUCGAUGCCCUUGUGGCAUUGGGUUUAUGCAGCGAUAUUACAACUGCGGUAUUUGGUAAAGAAUUAGAUGGAAUGCCAGCUGCUUUUGGAGAUUUCAAUUCGGAUGAGCUUACCGAUGUUUUCGUGCUUAGCAAAGAUGGCAAAACAGUUCAGAUUUUAUUGGCUUCUGUCGAAGAGCCAUUAUUACAACCAAAGACAGAAUUUAGUUGCGCUUUUAAACAAAUAGUUACCAGUGUCGUACCUGGAGAUUUUGAUGGUGAUGUUUUUAUGGAUAUACUGAUUACCACAAUGGAUAGUAGCGAAGGAAUUACAAAUGUUUAUGUUCUUUGGGGUGGUAAUCGACAAUUGAAUUGUACGGAUGAAAGUAAACCGCUGUUACAAAUGAGAGGUCAGCCUUUGGCAAUGGAUUAUAACCAAGAUAUGAUUAUUGAUCUUUUUGGAGCCGAUGUAAAUGGUACUAGAACAUUUUGGGUUUUUAAUUCCAAUAGAACAACACCAACUAUACAUUACAUGAAGGAGUCAAGAAAUUUGGAUACUCUAGAAUCGAUAAGGGAGCCUCACGCUAAUGCUUUUUUGGAUCUAAAUAAUGAUUUCUACCCUGAUCUGGUGAUAACAACUGAGAAAUAUUUUGAAAUAUGGUAUGGCAAAGAGAAUGGCUUUGAAUUUAAUAAUAAAAUUCCAACUCAUACAUUUAAAGGAAUAAUUGGCCAGUCGCUUCAUCUAGAUGUAGAAUUGUUGGGCAAAAUGGAUCUUGUUUUACCAAUUUGCGUAGAUACAAACUGUAAAACUAGUUUAAUUAUGAUUUAUUCAAAUGGAUGGCAUGAUGUACAAGUCAAUUUUAAAGAUAAUUCACACGUCACGUGGGGAUUUGCUUUGGAUGGUGGACAGAGAUACACGGAUACAAUAACAAUGAGAGGCGGGGACUUCAAUAUGGACGGAUAUCCAGAUUUACUUGCUACACUAAGAUCAUCCAAGACGCAGCAGACGCGUUCAUUUCUCCUCGAAAAUGUUCCUUGUGAUUAUAAUUGCGGAGUAUUUAAUCGAACAUUCCAAGUUCGUUGGAACGCUUUGAAUCCAUUCUUUAAUCAAAGUGUAAUGGCAGUGUUUUAUGAUUUUUACCAGGAUGGUAUUUUGGAUGUGAUAUUAGUACUUAAAGAUCUUAAGGACAGUAAGAUUUAUAAGACGGCAGCGUUUAAGAAUAGUCUUGAUUAUGAUGCAAAUUUCGUUAAAGUAAUGGUUCUUACUGGAAGAACAAAUAGUAUGUAUCCAAUAUCUCCGGGUAGUCUCGGAAGAAAAAAAAGAACAUACGGAACAAAUUUACCCGGACCUUCUAUUGCUUAUAAAACUACGACGCAGGAUGGCAGCCCUCGAAGUGCAAUAGCUGCACAACUACCUCAAAGCGCCCAUUUUAGUUUAAAUUUGCCAUUUACUACGUUUGGUUUAGGCAGAACGCCAAAUUUUAUCGAUUCCUUAACGAUAGGGCUGUCCAAUAGAUCUCGAGAGUGGCCACAAAUUAUUCCUAACUCUCAGAUGGUAGUGAUACCAAAUCCUCCCACGGAUCCUUCAAGAUGGAAGGCGCAACUUUUCGUCACGCCAAGUAAGUUGAUCCUGUUGAGCGCUGCCGCACUGACAGGAACCUGCGGAUUGAUAACCGCAAUUAUCGCCGCACUGUACUGGAAGGAAAGGCGAGAGGAUAAAAUUGAGAAAUUACAAGAGGCGCAUAGAUUCCACUUUGAUGCAAUGUAAAAUGAAUGAAAUGAAAAUAAUUUAAAAUAAGAUAUCCUAGGUCGUUGAUACUUUUUUAACGAUAUGAGUUAAGAAAAGGAGCCUGAAUAUUUUAUAUACGUUGGAAUUACUUUGAAUUUGAAAUCUUUUUACCUAUGGUAAUUUUGCAUAACGUGCAUAAUAUUUAUUACGUAAUGAAACUGAAAAAUCGAAUGCUUUUUCAAAUUUUAAUUUUCUACAUUUUUCAUAAUAAAUAU
Messenger RNA from Ceratosolen solmsi marchali, 2342 nucleotides. RefSeq names its product T-cell immunomodulatory protein. Gene Ontology annotation, cellular component: plasma membrane. The transcript has 5 exons. The record is from RefSeq and is a predicted model, not a curated record. NCBI's taxonomy places the organism in Eukaryota, Metazoa, Arthropoda, Insecta, Hymenoptera, Agaonidae. The coding region runs from base 334 to 2106 and encodes 590 amino acids.